UGCUAAUGCACUUCAAACGUAUUUAUUUCGUAUCGAUAGCAAAAUUAAUCGUUAUCGUUUCUAGUUGCCACCUGGCAUAAAAACGCGUUUUUGAAAUUACCUAAAAAAUCACGCGCAGCUAACUUCAAGUCAAACUGAAUUGUGUUUUGUCAUUGCGAAGUGUUUUAUAGCCCAACUGCCCGGAAUUACAAAUAUUUCUAUAUAAAAUGAAUCAGCAAUCGCUCAAAGUUCGCCCAUCAGACGUACAGGUGCUGAACGCCACGGGCAAGGCGAGGCUGCCCACGGAUCAGAACUGUUUGAGCCAAUUGGCGCACGUACAUCGUUUGCGCGACUCGGAAUUGAAUUAUGAUGAUCACAAGUAUAACUUGAACAUGCAAAUGCUGCGAAAUCGCGAGGGUCUGGGCGCACCCUUGCGAAUGGGCAUGGAACGCUUUGCCGCACGCCAAAUAGGCCGUUUGCCCUUUCUGCAGUCCAGCAACAUGAUGGACGAUGUGAUCACUGGACGCUGUGACGAAAUCUCAUUUGAAGACUUCCUCAACCUGCCCGAGUACAAUGAGAACUUGCGCCAGCCGCAUGCCGUCGUGGAGAAAUCGUUGGGCAUUUAUCUCUAGAUAGAUCUAUAACUUUUUUACAUUACCAUCUUAUAAUAAAAACUGUAACAGCCCUUGCUUCACAAAGUGGAA
Messenger RNA from Drosophila virilis, 683 nucleotides. RefSeq names its product proteasome maturation protein (gene Pomp). Gene Ontology annotation, cellular component: cytoplasm; nucleus. NCBI's taxonomy places the organism in Eukaryota, Metazoa, Arthropoda, Insecta, Diptera, Drosophilidae. The record is from RefSeq and is a predicted model, not a curated record. Gene Ontology annotation, biological process: proteasome assembly.